UGUUUGGUAAACCGGAGAGCAUAAGUCGUGGAAAUUCAGCUGGGCUUGUUUCAGUUAGUGAUAUGGAGAAGAUCAUAGAGAAGAGAAUAUAUGACAAAGUGGCUGAAAAGAUUAGAAAAGAAACAAUGGAAGAUAUGCAGCCCAAGUUUGAUUUGAUGCAAUCCCAACUGGAAUAUUUGAUGAAGAAUGUACAAGCAAGUCCAAAAGUUGGCACACCAACUCGGAGCAGUUGUCAUUCUAUUGAUCAAGUCAACAAAGUUAAGGAAAAUCCAAAACAAACCCGAAUGAUGAAUUUUGAAAGUGGUGAUCAAUCUGCUGUCCAAUUACGACCACUUCUUGUUGAUGAUGAUACACUGCAGCAAUUGGGAGAUGAAUCUAAGAAAUUGAUUACAUUAAUGUGGAUCUAG
Molecule: messenger RNA, 407 nt
Organism: Ipomoea nil (Japanese morning glory)
Lineage: Eukaryota; Viridiplantae; Streptophyta; Magnoliopsida; Solanales; Convolvulaceae
Exons: 3
Coding region: 63-407 (114 amino acids)
Source: RefSeq, a predicted model, not a curated record